AUGUUUCCACUAACAACUAGAACAUCUGUUAGAAAGACUAGGGGUAAGAACAAGAACAAGAGGUUGAAUGAGUUAGUAAAGAACGGUCCGAUCGAUUUACUAUUUGAGGAUGAGUGUCGGGCACCUGUCGGCGAAAAUUCCUCAUGUUGGUCGAGGGAGAUUUCUGAGGUUGUGAAAAACCACUGUGACCUUCAUCAUGUUCGCUGGAGCUAUGUCCCAAAUUCAAUGAAGGAGAUGUUAGAAGCUUUGGUGAUGGAUAACUUCAAAUUGGAUUUGUCACAAAAAUCACACCAGAGUGGCUUAGGGUUUCAACUGGGAAAAUGUUAUAGCAGGUAUCGCUCUGAGCUAUACCAAGCCUACCAACGAAAUUUUGAAGGCCUUGAUAUGACAGAUUCUACAGCGGUGGCCAAUGCUAAAGUUGAGGCAAGGGACAAUGUUCCUAAAGGUGUUUCUCGGGAAAAAUGGCCUGCUAUAUAUGACUCAUUCGAAUCGAAGUAUUGGGUGGAGACGUCUGCUCGAAAUAAGAAAAAUAGAAGCGAAAUGGUAACAAAUCAUACCGCUGGCAGCUGUUCGUUCGUCAAUGUUAUUUACAAGACGACAAAGGCUACUUCUCAAAGGCCCAAACCUAUCGCAAUUUAUAAGGACACCCACAUAAGAAAGAACGGGACUUUUGUGAACCCAGAGGUUGAGAAGCUAUAUAAUGAAAUGGAGUCAAUGGCAAAUGAUGACAACUUGAAUUCCAUCGAAGAAGAAAUAUUUUCUCAAGUGCUAAGGGGACAUCGCUCAGGACACGUUCGAGGAAUGGGAGGCGGUGUCAUACCUACACCGUCAAGUUCCUCGCGUGCGCGCCACCCCACCCAGUUUGCCGGCCACAAUGAGUGCAUGAUUAAACAGCAAGAGACUGAGAUAAGAUUGGAAGAAUCGUUAUCCCACAUUUCUACUCUGCAGGCAUCAAAUGCUACUCUGCAGGAAUCAUAUACUACUCUGCAGGCAUCAAAUGCUACUCUGCAGGCAUCAAAUGCUACUCUGCAGUCAUCAUAUGAUACUAUGCAGGCACAGUUGGAUAGUAUACUACAACAUAUUCGAGGGCAUGGAGGGAGCUCUAGUGGAGGCCAUUGAUGAUGAAAGUGGCAUUUGAGAGCACUUAGGUUGUAUUUUGUUUAAGACUUUGUUAUAAUGACUUUGUUUAAGACUUUGUUUAAGACUGUGUUUAAGACUUUGUUUAAGCUUUGGUUUGUAUUAGAGGGUAAGAACUUCAGACAAUUUUCUCUUUAAGAACUUUGAGUUAGUAAACCUCCCUUGACAUGUUUAUCGAGGUUAAAUAACUUUGUGUAAACAAUGCAAGGAAGCAAAAUUAUAUAACACUAUUUCAUUUUUAAGUGUAUGUAGGAUGUAAAGAGAGAGGUAUGCAAGAAAUUGUGGCGCUAAAAGAUUCAAGUGAUGCUUGUCAAUUCGAACAAAUAUUGUUUGUAUUACAAGGUAAGAGAUUUCGUGCAAUUUUCCGUUUUAAAACUUUGAAUAGUAAACCUCUCUUGACAUGUUUAUCAAGGUCAAAGAACUUUGAAUAAACAAAGCAAGAGAGUAAAAUUAUA
This is a messenger RNA of Alnus glutinosa, 1592 nucleotides long. RefSeq lists its product as uncharacterized. The record is from RefSeq and is a predicted model, not a curated record. Bases 1 to 1119 code for a protein of 372 amino acids. The transcript is spliced from 7 exons. NCBI's taxonomy places the organism in Eukaryota, Viridiplantae, Streptophyta, Magnoliopsida, Fagales, Betulaceae.